GCAUUUCUAUAGAACUUACAGCCUGAUGAACUUGAUCACAGUUGAUCUUGGCUUAGUUCUGAUCAGAACGUCGUCACAGGCACACACUAAGGUUCCGCGAUUCAGUCUCGGGGAAAUGGUUACCGUCAGUUGGUGGGUUUUCUUUGCUUGCACUCUCUGGACUACGAGUGCACCGGCUACGGAUGAAGAUCUUGACGGAGAGAACGAUAUCGGGCCGAUUAAAAAGGAUACGUGGUUUAAGGUUGAUGACGAGGAUGGCGAUUUGACGGUUCCGGAGUUGAUCACCAAGUAUGGCUACCAGAUGGAAAGCCACGCAGUGACUACGGAAGAUGGCUACAUGUUAACAAUGUUCCGUAUAUUUCCACGACAACCAUCGGAAACGAAGAAGUUCCCUGUCUUAAUGGUUCAUGGUUUUCUCGGUAGUUCGGCCGACUUCGUGGUCAGUGGUCCGAACAAUAGCUUAGCUUACCUUCUCGCCGAAAACGGGUACGACGUAUGGCUAGCAAACGUGCGUGGGACGCGCUAUUCGAGGAAUCAUACGACUAUGCUGGUUGAAACAUUCGAGUAUUGGGACUUUUCAUGGCACGAAAUUGGCUACUACGAUCUACCAGCGAUGAUCGAUCAUGUCUUGAAUAAAAGCAGUGCGUCAAAGCUACAAUACAUUGGGCAUUCCCAAGGUUGCACAACCUAUUUCGUGAUGAGCAGUACUCGACCGAAGUAUAACAAAAAGAUUGUUCUUAUGACAGCACUGGCCCCUGCUGUUAUCAUUACACGUGUCCGAAGCCCAAUUCUUCGUGUUAUGUUGGAGAUACAGGACCAGUUGAAAGAGGUUCUGGAUUCUUUGAAUAUUUACGAAAUACCGUAUGUCGGGAACAGACAUCACAUCAUUGAUGCAGUGUGUCCACCUGAAGAAAAGAACAAUCUUUGUACGCAACUGAUUGGACAGAUAACGGGACCUCACCCAGAAAUGUGGGAUCAGCGACUGGCCAACAUCUACAUGGGUCACGCCCCAUCCGGCGCCGCUACCAAGCAGCUGUACCACUACAAUCAACUAACCCGCAGCUGGCUUUUCCGGCAGUAUGACUACGGCAAGAAGGGUAACCUGCAGACGUACAGCAACUGGAAACCUCCAAACUACAAUUUGAAGCUUUCGUCCGCUCCGGUGCAGAUCUACUACGGACUAAACGACUGGAUGGUGCACCCUCGCGACGUCCAGCAGUUUGCCGCGAUGCUCCCGCGCCUUGUAGCAUCCAGUGCCGUUGCGGAUAGAAAAUUCAAUCACAUUGAUUUCCUGCUGGCGAAAAAUGUCCGCACGCAGGUUUACGAUAAGCUAAUGCCGGUGCUGGAACGAUACAACAAUAAUAAUCACAUUACCGAUUGAUCA
Messenger RNA from Topomyia yanbarensis, 1384 nucleotides. RefSeq names its product lipase 1-like. Gene Ontology annotation, biological process: lipid metabolic process. Bases 26 to 1381 code for a protein of 451 amino acids. NCBI's taxonomy places the organism in Eukaryota, Metazoa, Arthropoda, Insecta, Diptera, Culicidae. The transcript has 3 exons. Gene Ontology annotation, molecular function: hydrolase activity, acting on ester bonds. The record is from RefSeq and is a predicted model, not a curated record.